This is a messenger RNA of Dimorphilus gyrociliatus, 937 nucleotides long. The record is from the annotation of a GenBank genome assembly. NCBI's taxonomy places the organism in Eukaryota, Metazoa, Annelida, Polychaeta, Dinophilidae.
UAUGGCGUCAGACAAAUCAUCAGGAGGCUGGUGGUCUGGAUGGCUGCAGGCUGCCAAGGAUAAAGAGUUUACUUCUACUGUUCAAAGGGAUACAGUAAAGGCAGCUUCAACAGUUAAAGAAAAAAUUUCUCAAGAAGAAGCCUCUACGAUUGUUAAGCAGGGUGUUUCAAGUUUUAUAUCAUCUUUAAAAUCUGAUGAUUCUUUGAAUCCAGAUGAUAAAAAUAAUCCUGUGAUAUUUGAUCAAGCUCAAUCCCGACUUUCUACUCUUCAAUCAGAUAAAAAUACAUACAUCAAACCAAUAGAUGAGACAGAUACAGAGUAUGAAAGAUUUCUUGAUUCUUUCGAUAUUGAUGAGGUGAAAAAAGAUAUCUCUGACUUAAUGGUAAAUGAAAGUGGCGUAAGAGCAUUGUACACUUCGCUGGUCCCAUCUGAAAUUCCUCAUACGGUUUUUUGGCAGAGGUACUUUUACCGAUUAGAACUUUUAAAGAGAGACGAAAGAAGAAGGGAAGAACUUAAACGACGAGCAGAUAACACAGUUGAGAAAGAUAUUGCAUGGGAUGAUGAAGAUGAGAUUGACUUUUGUAACGACUCUGUAAAACUAAACGAAGAAUGUACUAAAUAUAAAAAUGCGACCAAGGACCAAGAAAAUGUGCCCGAAAGUGUUCAACCCGAAAAUGUACCAGAACAGAGCGAAGAGAACAAACCUGAUGAUACGAAUGAUGUUAAAACAAAUGAGGACGGCAAUGAGAAAGGCAGCGAUAGAAAAGAGAAAGAACAAAGUGACAGUAGUUUGGACGACGAUUGGGAGGUUGAUAUAGAUGUUUCAGAAGAAGAAAUGAAGAGAGCCGAAGAAACAUUGGCAAAACUGACAGUAGCAGAUAAUAGGAGAGACUCAAAAUCUGAGAAACCAGAUGAAGAUUGGGAAGGCUGGGAAUAG